AUGGCAAACAAAUCACAGAUCCUAGUUGACAUUUUUAACGAGAUCCUCGCCGCCUCCGGGAACUCUUCAGACGCUAUCAAUCAAUCGAGAAUACUAUCAGCUCUCAAGGAACAGGCCGGAAAAGACAGCAUAAAAGAAAACAUCGGUUCUGUCCUGGCCAAAGUCGUGAAUGAUGCGAAACUCAGCUAUCCUAUAAAACCAGAAACGUGUGGUUACUGCGAGGGCGAUUUCAGAGAUGUGGUGGAGGCCUAUAAUCGCAUUCACGGAUAUGUUAGUCUCAUUGUAAGUACGCAAUAA
Leptosia nina is the source of this 297-nucleotide messenger RNA. Lineage: Eukaryota; Metazoa; Arthropoda; Insecta; Lepidoptera; Pieridae. The record is from the annotation of a GenBank genome assembly.